This is a messenger RNA of Spinacia oleracea (spinach), 564 nucleotides long. RefSeq lists its product as uncharacterized. NCBI's taxonomy places the organism in Eukaryota, Viridiplantae, Streptophyta, Magnoliopsida, Caryophyllales, Amaranthaceae. Gene Ontology annotation, molecular function: double-stranded DNA 3'-5' DNA exonuclease activity. Bases 1 to 564 code for a protein of 187 amino acids. The transcript has a single exon. The record is from RefSeq and is a predicted model, not a curated record. Gene Ontology annotation, biological process: DNA repair.
AUGCAAGGGUGCGCUACACUUCCUAUGCCCGGGUGUAGUGGAAAAUAUGCAAGGGUUGCUAGGCCGUCGCCCGGAAGCGGCGCGCCACCCGAUGGUGGUGUUAACUAUCCAAGGUUUCAUGGUAAGGGCAGGGGUAAGGGUAAGGGUAGUAGGAUGCGGUUUGGGACUUGGAACAUUGGCUCUUUGACAGGGAGAUUAGUCGAAGUAGUAGAGGUUAUGAGAAGGAGGAGAAUUAACAUAUUAUGUUUGCAGGAGACUAAAUGGGUUGGAAACAAGGCAAAAGAGAUAGCUCCAUGGGGUUAUAAGCUUUGGUAUUCGGGAAAAACUAGGGGUAGGAAUGGGGUAGGUAUCCUUAUUGACAGAGAUUAUAUUGAUGAUGUAGUGGACGUGUCCCGAAAGAAUGAUCGAAUUAUGAGUAUUAAGCUUGGGAUAGGGGAUGAAGUUGUAACUAUUGUGAGUGCCUAUGCACCACAAGUAGGACUAGAUGCGUCAACUAGACAAGAAUUAUGGGAGGAUUUAGAAGAAGUGGUGCAACGUGCAGUGUCCCUAGAAGUGAGAAACUAA